GCGAGCGCUGCCACAACACCUCGACUUUGCCGGUCGGACGAGGCGCUGCUGCCCCGGGAAGGGGCGGGCGGCGGCGAGGGGUGGGACGCGGGGCUACCCCGGGAGCGGGAGGCUCCGCCCCAAGAUGGCGGAGUACGUGCAGCUGGUGAAGCGGGCGCUGAAGCACCUCGGCGGCCAUGGCGGUGUCCGCGGUGCCCUGUGGCAGUUGCUGAGGGUCAAUGAUUUGAAGACUGGUACGCUGGUAGGAACUGAUAAAUAUGGAAACAAGUACUAUGAAGACACAAGGAACUUCUUUGGUCGACACAGAUGGGUCAUCUAUACUGAUGAGAUGAAUGGCAAAAAUACAUACUGGGAAGUUGAUGGAAGUAUGGUGCCCCCUGAAUGGCAUCGCUGGCUUCAUGCAAUGACAGAUGACCCUCCAACUACUCAUCCACCAGUUGCUCGUAAAUUUAUCUGGGAGAACCAUAAGUUCAACCUGAGUGGCACUCCUGGACAGUACGUACCUUACUCUACUACUCGCAAGAAGAUACAAGAGUGGAUCCCACCUACAACAGCUAGCAAAUAAGAACAACAAAAAAUGUGAUCUGCCUCAGCUUUGGCUUUUGUUCAAAAUAAAAGACUCCUGUAACA
Molecule: messenger RNA, 630 nt
Organism: Columba livia (rock pigeon)
Lineage: Eukaryota; Metazoa; Chordata; Aves; Columbiformes; Columbidae
Gene: NDUFA12
Product: NADH:ubiquinone oxidoreductase subunit A12
Exons: 4
Coding region: 125-565 (146 amino acids)
Biological process (GO): response to oxidative stress; mitochondrial respiratory chain complex I assembly
Cellular component (GO): membrane
Source: RefSeq, a predicted model, not a curated record